This is a messenger RNA of Labeo rohita (rohu), 9495 nucleotides long. RefSeq names its product zinc finger protein 1035. Gene Ontology annotation, molecular function: RNA polymerase II transcription regulatory region sequence-specific DNA binding; DNA-binding transcription factor activity, RNA polymerase II-specific. The transcript has 4 exons. Bases 589 to 8673 code for a protein of 2694 amino acids. Gene Ontology annotation, cellular component: nucleus. Gene Ontology annotation, biological process: regulation of transcription by RNA polymerase II. The record is from RefSeq and is a predicted model, not a curated record. NCBI's taxonomy places the organism in Eukaryota, Metazoa, Chordata, Actinopteri, Cypriniformes, Cyprinidae.
GCAGCGCUCUCGAAGGCAUGAUGCAGGACCGUCGACAGAAUAUCUAACAAGCUCCUCCCACAACAUCGGCAGCCAUUUUAAGGUACGUUCCGUAGAUACCAUGCGCGAAAAGUGCUUCUACACAUUGGACAUUGAAAUGGAGGCCCCGUAGAACUAGAGGCGGGUCUUCCUCUCCGUUCGCGGUCUUCUCAUAGGUUCCAGUGGUCGGGUGUCACGAAAUAUCCCGGGGUGAAGCCACAUUGUUUGGUGGAUGUGCAUCGAGUUGUGCUAACAUCAAACCCUUAACGGUUUUGUUUUAAACAAUGAAUAGUGUUACAACAUCGUUAACUUGAACUUAAAGUUUUGGAAUAUCUUAGGUGCGCAUUGCGCAACGGGAAGGUCUUACAAAGGAAAACGACAGCAGCAGGAAGCCGAGCACGACGAGUGGAUGGCCAAGGACAAGACGGUGAUAACGGGACUGAGUUUGUUUUUGGAAUGUGUACUGGCAUAUUAGGGUCCUUGGUCAAAUCAGCUAUAAUGUUCCCACUGAUAUGUAGUGGAUAAGUGUGAGUUUAAGAAGAACUCUAGCCCUUGGAGGAGAACACCAAGAUGGCUCAAACAUGGAAUGCACUUCAGCAAGCAGAGCUUCUAUCUGACCAGAGCCCAGAAACUUCUAUUGAAGCUAUGGACUGUAAUGGAAUUCCAGUGGGACCAGAGGAAAGCUUUGCUCAUGAGAUAGAAGAGUUGAUAGAGGAGGAGAACUUUUCAAGCAUGAUGGAUUUGCAAGACAUUGCUGAAUCAGACAUAAAAGAUUUGGAGACUGGUUCUCUGCAGCACACAUGCUAUGAAUCAUCUUGGCAAGAUGUAAUGGAUUCAGCUGACCUUGAACAAGAUAAGUCAGGGGAUAAAGGAGAAAAUAAUGGUAACAUUACACCCUGUCCCUUGACUAACUCAGUAGAGGUUGAGUCCACAUUAGAAGUAUAUUCUGACAAGGCAAUAUUAGAACCUGAUUAUGAGACAAAUGCUAGUCUUGUCGAAUAUUCAGAUAUUAGCAGCUGCUCUGACACAGAAGCCAAUCUUGAUUGCAAUUUGAGUUCACCCAUUGAUGUUAACAUGGGUAACAACGAGGCUGAGCAGCCUUCAGAGGAAGGAGACCUGAAUUCAAGUAAUACAAUGCACUUAUCUUCUGCUAAAGUCUGGCAUAGUAAUCUGGAAGCAGAUGUGAGUGAAAUAAAUGAACAGCAGGCCACUGGACCUCCAGUGACCACAAGUGAGAGCAAUGACCAAACCGGUAGUGACUGUAGAGAGGGGUCACUUCUUACAAAUGCUAAGGUUCCAUGUACAGAAGUACAAGGUGAGGACAAUAUAAAUGGUGCAGUAUCUUUGUCAAAAGAUGGCCAAAAUGAGGAAGGGGACAUGUCUUGUGAUUUGGAAUGUUUUUUGGAUCACUGCGAAGAGCUUAGUACCUCUCAGGAUGGUUCCACUUGUGCCUCAAACCAUGAAAAUAUUGAUACUUCACUGACUUCUAAUGGGAAUGAAAAUGGUUGCCCAACCAUAGAUUCACUAAGUGUCUGCCAAUUGGAAAGGACAACCCCAGAUCCUGAAAACAGUUCAUCAAAACCUGAACUUGAAGGGACAUCUGUGCUUUCUGGUGAUGGAAAAGGUUCACUUGGAGACUACCAAUUAGAAGUAAUGAACCAAGAUCCUGAAAACACAUCCUCAAAGCCCAACUUUCAAGAGACAAUUGAGAUAUCCGGCCAUGGAAAAGAUUCUCUUGAUGGCUGUCAGUUGGAAAGCACAUCCUCAAAACCUGAGUUUGAAGACACAGUUGGGUUAUCUGGACAUGAAAAAAAAUCUCUUAAUGGUUGUCAAUUGGAAAGUAAUAAACCGGAUCCUAAAAGCACACCCUCAAAACCUGGCCAUGGAAGUUCUUCACAGCUAGAAGGACAGAAAUGCAUUGCAUCAGAUGAUGAACAAGUUGAGCGGAGUAGUUUUGGAUUCCUCGAGUCUUGUUUUGGUUUAAAAAGUACAGCGCAGAACAGUGAGAAACUGUUUGGUCACAUUGAACCACCAGUUUUUUUGAAAACUGCCUUUGAAUCUAAUAAUAAGAUGGAUGAGGGAACUGAUGCACCAAAAGACCUCAGUACAGACCAAAUGUCCUGGACCUCCCUAGAUCCUGGACAGCAAAAUGUCACCAUUGCAAACAAAGAUUCUUUAUCAUAUUUCAAGACCCACAAGAGAAAACUGCAGCCUGUGGUUCUCCUCAAGACAACUAAGAAAAGGCCUUGUAAUGAAAAGAAAUACCAUUGCUUUGAGUGCCAAGAGUCAACACCAAGUGUAGAUGAACUAAUCGAGCACCACCACUUCAUGCAUUCUCUCCAUAAGUCUCAGUACUGUCCCGCUUGUGAAAGUUACUUCGCUGGUGGUACAUUAGCUGGACAACACUUAUGUGGAAAUGUCAAGCUUAAUGACAAGAUAAAAUCGUCCCCCUUGUAUACCAAAGUGGUAACUGAGGAGAAAGCAAAGUUCAUAUGUAGGUACUGUAGGAAGUCCUUUGUUCGACAGGCUUAUUAUGAAGAACAUGUGCUGAAGCACAGAGUGGUCACAAAUCAUAGGUGUGACAUUUGUGGAUUAUACUUUCCUAAUGCUCCCAAACGUCUCAGUCACAAGCGUAAAGGAACAUGCACACCUUUGAUACUAGAUCCUUCUUUAGAGACUGCAGAUCAUUCAGAAUCAAGCCAUGAAAAGAGCGACAUACCAGGCGUGGUUGAAACCGUUGACUCUAAUGUAGAUCUUCGUAAUUGCUUUGUGAAGCUAAUGGAUGUGUGCAAGACAAGCCAGUCACCUGAACGAAUACGUUGUGAAGUUUGUGGAAAGACUUUCAGGCUAAGAGCGCAACUGAAUGCACACCUUAGAUCACACUCGGACGAGAAGCCCUUCAAGUGUGACGACUGUGGAAAAGCAUUCAAAUAUACCUGGAAUCUUAACAAACACAAAAGAGAGCAGUGUUCUCAAAAGAUUGUCCCACAUAAAAAAUCUUCAGUUCCAGAUAGCCAGAUCUUGCCAAAGUUUAAAUGCCCAAUCUGUUUUCGCAUGUUCAAGUACUCCUACAAUCGGACACGUCAUUUGCGUCAACAGUGUCUGAGAGAAUACAUGAAAAAUGGCAAAGGAAAGAUUGGUGACAAGUAUCGAUGCCCUUUGUGUAAAGAUAUGUUUACUGUGGCCGGCAACCGCAAUAGGCACAUCAAGAAAACUUGCAUUAAGCUUAAAAUCUAUACAGCCAAAGGAAUGGUGAAAAAACGAAAAGCGUUAGAUGAACUCCACAAUACCAAAAAAGAGGACAAAGCGUCACCAUUGACUCUGUCCCCACAAAAAGAAUCACGGUAUAAAUGCACUUUUUGUCCAUCUGAGUAUUCUAGCAAGUCGGGUUUCUACGGCCAUCUAGCAAAGCAUAAAUUGCUUGGACAUGCCAAAAAGGCAAUCAAACAAAAACUUGGUAAUGCUGUUGAUUUGAAAAGUUCAAGCUCUGCUGGGCAAAAACCAGUUAGCCAAGAAUGUGCUGAUAAGGACAAAAGACUUACUUUUUCUUGUCGCUUCUGUGGAAGAGUCUUCGUUUCACCCGACUUGUUAAAAAGGCACUUACAAGUUCAUAAAGGAAACAAACCUUUUCGCUGUUUAGACUGUGGUAAAAAUUUUGCCAGGCAUGGACACCUAAUGGCUCACAAAAAUGUGCACAAGCGGAAUGUACAGUGCUCGGUCUGCUGGGAAGUUCUUCCGUCUAUUGGAGAUUUGUUAAAACACAGACAGUCCCAUCCAAAAAAGGGCAUGCUGAAGUGCCCUGAUUGCCCAUUGCAGUUCAAGUUUCCAGUAUUUCUGCUUCGACAUGUGACUGUGCAUGAGAGAAAGCGCCAACUCAAUGAAAUUCUCCCUCCAAAGGACCAAGGUACACCUCAGAAGGUACAAGAAAUGUACAAAGAGGAGUUCAAAUGUGGUCUCUGCCAAGAAGCCUUCGUUGACUCAAAGGCACUUAGCGAGCACUGUUUAACUCAUAUGCCUGGACCUACUGCAUCCAAAUGUCAGUUUUGCAAAAGCCAUUUCUCAAAUCAUGCUGGGCUUAUUCGUCACCUCCGCCUUCACACUGGUGAAAGACCUUUUCCGUGUCCAACUUGUGGCAGGCACUUCCACAGAAAGGAAGUUCUUAAAUUACAUCAGGAAAAAUGUACAGUGGGGCAACCGCCUCCAUUACAAACGUCAAAUGCUAAACAAGUACAGGCAGAACAUGGUGUAGACACUGCUUCAGAAAAGACCAGCAUAGUCUAUAAUUGUUCAUACUGCCCACAUUCAUUUCGUUUUCCAAACAAUUUGAAACUCCAUGAGAGAGCCCACUUGGCCAAGACGGUUUUCCCUUGCUCAAAGUGUGGCAAGUUUUACAGGAGAAGAAAAUUUAAAGCUCACGUGGAGCUCUGCAAUGGAGAUAAGAUGAAACCUGCUUGCAGAAAAUGUGGGAGAAUUUUUACUCGAAAAAACUACAGAAAUGCUCACGAAAAGCAGUGCCAGGGCAAGCAGGACAAACGAGAAACCGAAACCAAAACAGGAACAACUGAGAAGGGCAAAUUUAAGCAUCAAUGUCCACAAUGUCUUAGAUGUUUUAGAUCCAACACUUUUCUACAGAGACAUCUAGCUCUUCAUUCAAAGGAAACGGCAUGUGCAUGCAUGCAUUGUGGACAGAAAUUUGACACUCAGGAUCGAUGCUUGCAACAUGAGGCUUUUUGUGAUGGUGUGAUCAAGGAACGUAGAUUGGAGAGUUUAAGAGGAUCUGAGAAAAUUAAAUCAAUAUUUGCUGAAGUAAACAAUCAGAAAGAGGUCACUGCAGUUCCUGGAGAAAAUGGCGAUCCACUGAAGUGCAAAUUUUGCACUAAAUCAUUUUUGAGGGCCAGAUAUCUAAGACGCCAUAUUCUCACUCAUACAGAGGUCAAGCCAUAUCGGUGUAAGACUUGUGAAAGUUGUUUCUCACGAUAUGACCAUUUAAAACUGCACCAAGCCCGCUGCAGAGGAAAGCGACAACUUGAGGUACGAGUCGUAAAGAUGAGUCUUGACACUUUGAGCACAAGUCCCCAAAGCAAAACCCAGGAAGAUGGUGAGAACUUGCAAUGCAAAUUUUGCUCAAAGCAAUUGUCCACCUCAAGUGAUCUGAAGCGUCAUAUGUCCAUGGUCCACAUUACCGAUAAACCUUAUCCCUGCAAGAGAUGUGGCAAAACUUACAGUUCCAAAAAGACUUUGAGGACACACAACCUGACAAUCCGAUGCAAAAAGAUCCCAAGGGAAAGUGUUCUGAAUGCUAAGAAUGAUGUUCAAACCCAACCAUGCAGGGAAACAUCCAAACUUCUGCAACGUAUACAGGUGCACUACAUGAAUAAAUUUAAAUACCAAUGCGAGUAUUGCCCUCGACGCUUUAAAGUAUCUGGACAACUGAAGGUGCAUCUACGUCUUCAUACAGGGGAAAAACCAUAUGGCUGUGCCAACUGUGGAGAGCAUUUCAUCAGAACAGACUACUUGAAACGACACUUGGCGAAAUGCAAUGGCAAGGGAGAAAAUCAAGAAAAGAUUGUUUGUGAUAAAUGUGGUGACCUGUUCAACCAGGACGCACUGUCUAUACACCAGAAGACGUGUGUCAUCAGCUCAAAAUCACCUGGAUCAUCUCAAGAGGUAAAUAACAAAGACAAGAGCCCCACCAAGAUCAAAGGUUUUUCCUGUGCUAACUGCAGUGACCGCUUUUUAUUGUUCUCGCAGCUCCAGCAGCAUUUUUUAGCGAAGCAUAGAUCUGAUCAGCCACAAGUGUCAAGUAACAGUCAGCAGCAAUUGGAAUCGAGUCCCAUGCAAGUCAUAAAGCAAGAGCAGGUUGAUGAGGGCUAUGUGCAGAACCAAGAAAGCAGCGGUCAGACAAAUGCAAUCGAACAAUGUGCAGACCUUCACAAGCCUCUUAAAUGCCCACAGUGCAACAUGCGCUUUUCCAAGAAUGCUGGCCUGAGUAUGCACAUGCGCACACAUACGGGAGAGUACCCGCUUUCUUGCUCAAAAUGCCAUGCUGGUUUUUGGACCAAAAAGAUAAUGGAGAAACACAAAAGAAAAUGUACAGGUCACACAGUUAUCUCAAAUAAUGGAUCUGCGAUGGAAAGUGGAGGCGAAUUAAACGACACUGUUCUAGUAUUUAACAAGGGUUCUAAUACAACAGGAACUGGAGUACUGCAGACUAAAUUCUCAUGUAAAGAUCAAGACCAGGAAAAUGAUGCUGAGAAAGGAGAUGCCUCUAUUCACAAGUAUCAGUGCUCUGAGUGUGAUCAGAGUUUUACAGACGGACUGAGACUCAUAAGUCAUUUGGAGGAACAUGGCCGGGAGGAUCAAGAGCGCAGAUCAGAUAUCCACAGAUGCCACGUGUGCAAUAAAGUCUUUGCUCAAGCUGGUAUAUUGCAAAGGCAUAUGAAAAUGCAACAUCAUGGGAAAACUGAUAAUACUUGUGAAAUUUGUUUCAAGCGUUUCCGUUUUCCAUCUGACCUGGACAUUCAUAGAUCUUCUCAUGACCCCAAUCGUCCCUUUCCCUGUGACAUCUGUAAGAUGCGUUUUUGGACUCCUAAAGCUCUGACCGCUCACCACAGGAUGGUUCAUUUGCAUGCACAACCACCCAACUCAAAAGAAUCUAGUGUGAAAGCAAGAACGGAGCAGCCUGAAGUAUAUAGGUGUGAACCAUGUGACAAAACCUAUACGAUAAAAAAGUCAUACUUGAAGCACUGCAAAAUAAAACACAAAGAGGAAUUUAUCAAAACACUUGUUGAUAAUGAAUUAAAACAAUCCUCUGGCAGUGCAAGUCAGGAAUCAGAUAAGGAAGACUCCAGAACUUUUGAAGACGAAGAUGACAGUGACAAUGACUCUGAUUCAGCGCCGUACUUUCCUUGCCAUGUUUGUGGUAAAACAUUCUUAACAUCAGAAAGUCUUGAGGAUCAUCAAAGAUGCCAUCUGGGUGAAAAACCCUUUGAGUGCGAAGAAUGUGGCAAGUGCUUUUUCCAGCUCGCGAACUUGCAGCAACAUCAGCGGUGCCACAAGUCGGAGUUUCAGUGUCAAAUGUGUGGUAAAGGAUUUGUCUCGCUCUUCAGCUUGCGCAAACACAAGCAAACGCAUAUCAGAAAGAGUCCUCACCGCUGCACCAAGUGUCACCUGAGCUUUACACGCUCAACAGAACUAGCGGAGCACAUGGUUACCCACCGUGAUGAAAACUUUCCGUGUGACCUUUGUGAUGAAAUCUUUUCCUGCAAAACAAGUCGGGCAGAGCACCGCAAGAUGCACACAGAGCAAGAAGAAGAGCUUCCGCCAUUGAUUCCGCCUAAACCACCUCAAACAAUACAGGCGACUCCUGCCGUCUCAAGUAACGUCGAGCAGUACAAGUAUCGCUGUGGAAUUUGUCAAAUAAGAUUUCCAGAUCCAGAACAGCUUUCAGAACACGGCUGCAAUCCCGCGAAAGAGCGCCCAUACUCGUGUCCCGAAUGCAACAAGCAUUUUCUACAUGGUUCCCACCUAAAAAAGCAUCAGCUCAGCCAUCAGUUGUCGGGACCACGUUCUUACCAGUGUAACCACUGCAGCAUGAGCUUCAGCCACCACCACCUCUUUCUUACUCAUUUACGAAGCCAUGGGAACGAAAAGGCUUCCAAGGAGACUAACUUUCCUGCCAGUGAAAAGAUGAUUCGUGUCGAACCUAUAAAGCGUGACAAAAUUUACCAGUGCCCCAUAUGUCCAGAGAGCUUUUACCAAGCCUUGGACCUCGCAAAUCACCUCUCUGUUCAUUCUCACAUGUGCAGUGUUUGUACCAUGACUUUUCCCACUAAGAAAGAGCUUGAUGAACAUGAACAAUGCCAUUUGACUGCUGCUACUCAGUAUGAAUGCACAGAAUGUGGAGACAGCUUUCUUGGAAGUGACGCUUUCCGCAAUCACCACUGCAGUAAUUUGACCUUUUCAGAAAAGCACCGAUCAGAACCAUCCAUCUCUUCAUCCAAGAAGCAGAGUUCAGGGACUCAUUUUCAAGCACGUGAUGAAGAAGAGGAGGAGGUUGAUGUUGGAGAAGACUUUAUUAUUUGUCCAAUCUGUAAAAGACGGUUCUCCUCCAAUAGUAGUUUGAUGGAGCACCAUAAAAAGCAUCACGAGGAUCCGCGUCCUUUCAAGUGCUUGGUUUGUAAAAAAGGCUUUAUGAAGAAACGCUACCUUACGCAGCACCAGCAGAUACACAGUGAACGGCCUUACCAGUGUGAUGUGUGCUCAGAAGCCUUUAAAACGGAACCAGCUCUUGUAACCCACCGUAAAAUGCAUGAUGCAAACAGGCAACACCAGUGCCCAAUCUGCAGUAGAGCCUACCUUACAGCAAAUGAUCUCGCAAAACAUAAACGGAAACAACAUGCUGAACAUCAAAGCCAGAGUGAGGACAACAGAGAGUACCGGUGCGAUAUGUGCUAUAAAUCCUUCACCAUGUUUGCUCAUUUGCAAAAGCAUCAAGAAAGCCACGUGGGACAAGUGGUCUAUGAAUGCACAGAGUGUGACAAAGCCUUUGCUUUUCUAAAUCUUUUGGAGGAACAUCAGAGGACUCAUGGUGCUGCUUCUACAGAAUCUCAAUCCCCAACCCAUUUUCCCUAUCAAAGCUCAGUAAAUGAAUGAAGGUCGACUUACUGAUGUCCCAGUUUCCUGCAAUGCAGGUUAUUCAAAAAAUCAUUCAGUUUUCUGAACGUUAGUUGUUAAGAUAAACUGUACAUACAAUUCAUUGUUUUUACAUAGGCCUAACUGCUUUUAUCCACGUUGACAUUGGCGUUUUACCCUAGUUCUGAAUUGGUCUGUUAAUGUUCAUACAGUCUGCUGUGUUCUACAGUUCUGUGAACUGCUCACUAAUUUUUCAUUGUACAGAACUCAGACUGAUGCGUGUAAAUUAAAUGUAUGUAACCUAGAUGAUGUAUGGAGCUAUAGGCAUAUGUGCAUGAAGUUGUUGGAGAUGUUAAUGUUCUGCAGUACAGUUCAGAAGGAUGUACAGUUGAAAGUCCCACGUCAUUCCUUCAUUGUUGAAGUCACUUUUGACCUUUGACCUAAAUUUACUAGCCAUAUAAUGCAUUUUUAAACAUCCUAGAGGAAAUCUGUAGAUUGUUAAUAUUUCAUAGCCAUGCCCAGUCAUGUUACGUUUUGUUUCGUCUGUUUGUAAACAUUUAAGGUCAAAUUAAGGGGUCACUACACAGUAGUUAUAUAUGAUAUGAAUGCUUUUGAGUUUCAUGUUUCAUAAAAAUCCAUAUUUACUUUUGUAUUGAAAAGAGUCUUGAAUGGCUUGCCUCACAAAAAGUAAACAACAGGUUUGACAAAUAAUACUGUAUUCAUUCUGUAUGAGUUUAAUCCACAUUAGUGCUGACAUAUAUGGCUAUGAAAACCUCAUGUUUAGUUUUACUUUUAUAUGGCAAUGUUGAGAAUUUCUUCAACUAGUAAAAACAUUUACACCUG